AUUCAACAUUUGUCCAUGGAAACAAGACGCAAACAGGCGAAGAAUUGGACAUGAUUCUAAGUUUUGGGGAAGUUGAUGAGGAUUGGUGAUGGAGAUCGACAGCCUGUCUCGGCCCCUGCUUUUCCCCUGUGCUGAUAGAGUCAAGGUACCACAGGUUGGGUCUGAUGAAUCCAAGCUCAAGAGCCACUUCUCCUUCCUAUCACAAAGUUUGCCUCCAACCCGCACCCAAGAUGCGCAGGGCAAAAUUCACCAAGACUAUGUGAAGAAGAUAAGUACCGAUCUACUUUUCAGCGAGGCAGUAAUACGCAAGCAUGCCGCUCACACACUUCCAUACAACAAGGUAGACCUGAACGGGACUUUUGAUUCUAAAGGAAUUGUGAAGAAGAAACCUUUGAAGAAGAUUGGGUCUGUUGGAAGGCAUACCCAGCAUGGAUAUGAAAAGAAACAUACCCCUUGCCACAUCACCACGGUAUCAGAACACAAGCUCAAGCCACUCCAACCCAAGAAGAAAAAGAUUAUUCCUGACAGAGAUGAUGAGAUUGUGUCCGAAGCUGGAACUGUCCUCAAAGGGAAGAAUGCCUUCCUCACUGAAACUGAACAAGAAAAUGAAUUAGAAGAGGAUGCAGAGAUCAACUCUGAUUCACAGCAGAAUACAAAGACUAGACCAAAGGAGUCUGAGAAUUGGGACUCUCACGUCUUGAUGAACCUGAGCAAAGCAACAGCUAGAUGGAUCGUCAAUGAGCGCACACCUCAAGGUCCCCAGAAGGACAGACUCACUAAGCUACUGGUUGAGAAGUUUGGAGAGGCCUCUCAGCUGGAUACUCUGAUCCGAGAUGACACCAGCGUGAGUGAGACAGGGGUAGCUGAACAGCCUGAACAAAGAGCAGAGAGUAGAAGCUCAAAGAAACAGAAAUCAGCGGUUUCUGAGGCUAGAAAAAAUAGCAGUGAAAAGGAGAAGAAAGAAGGAGAGGAAGGAGGGGAAGACGAAAAUGAUGAGGAAGAUGUAAAUACACAACCUUUAGCAUCAUUCUAUCGUCUGCCAGGGGGAGUCAGGAGAAAACAUAGACAGCUUGCCAUUGAUAGUCUAGGUGCUAUCAACACGACUGCUCAAGACAUCCAAGUAUUCCGUCGUAAGCCCAAGCCUCCUCCUACCCUCAAGGAUGUAAUGAAUCCUGCUAUCGGUGAUAAGAUGCUGGAUACACACAAUCAGUUUGAACAAGAGUGGUUACUUGGUGCACAGGUGAUUCAUCAGCCUAGUGAUUCAAAGCUCCACCUGGAUUCUGGGAAUGUGUAUCAGGUCUCGACACGGAAGAGCUUCCCUCAGGACCCUGUGUCUUGGCACACAGAGAGCAAGAAGAAAACAAAAGAUAGAAAGAGCAAGAAAGAUAGAGAGAAGAAGAAGAUAGAUAUGCCUCAGCAUGGAUACAAAAAGUGGAAUAAACUUCCAGAACCAAUGCAGGAGGAGCUGAUGGAUAUUCAUGAAGCAGGCUAUGAUGCAGAGGCUCAUAGAGAACCAGAUCCAACAACAUUCAAGAGACACAAAGAAAAUCCAUCGCUAGUACAACUAGUUGAUGAAUGGAGAAAUAAAUGGCACCUUGGCAGCAAGUGGUACGACAGCUCCAUCAACGACCUUGAAAGAGACAUGAAUGACAUUAAUGAGCAUGUGAGAUUACAGGCCAUAGCAACCAUCGCUAAGGCAGCUACAUUCAGACCGCCUGAUGAACCUGGUAGCGUCUCUAUUUCAAAGCCUUCCAACCUCAAAAGUCGGCUUACCGGAAUCUUUACUAAAGUAGCGAAAGAUGCUACUUCACAUGGUGUGCUCCCAGCCAAACUCCUAACAUGCGUUGAGAAGUCUCUUUUUGAUCCCAGUCCGAGAGUUUGUGUGACUGCUGCCAUCGCUCUGUAUACACUGAACAGGCCAAAUGAAGAGCCACCAUAUGAGCAGGCAAGAAAGAUCUUGAAGGAUGUGAUUAAGGGUGGUAGUGGUCCUGAGCGCUGGGCAGCAGCACAAUGUCUGGCUCAUGCUGGCGUCUGUGACUCCUUCGUAGUCGGUGAGUUAGUCAAGCAGCUCUUUGACUCUGAGAACAUGGUCAAGCAUGAGCAGUGCAUCCGACUCCUGACUAACCUGAGUCGAGGGUCAUCCAUCGUACAUUCCAUGGUCGCUGAGCAACUCAACAGUACCAGCUGGAGACAUCGUAUCGUGGCCUGCCGAACCUUUCCACGACUCUAUGGCACUAUCAAUAAGGACAUCACUCACAAGCUGAGUAAUCUGAUGUGGAAUGACUGGCAUCGUGAGGUCCGAACCACUGCUGCUCAGACCCUGGGUCGUACUGGACAUGGGAAGGAUGUCCAUGAUGAUCUUAGGGAUAGGUUACUCAACGGCAGUGAGAGGGACAGGAUCGAUGCACUGCAGAAGAUUGGACAUCUAGGUAUCAUGACAGCUAGACUCCUGCCAUCUUAUCUGAAAUGUUUUGAUGACCCCUACAUCGCUGUAAGAAUAGCCACCACUGAGACGGCCAGUAAGCUGGAACUCAAGGAUCAUGAUGUCCUCAUGAAGCUGCUCUUCUUGACGGAGUUUGACAGCAAUUGGAAGGUCAAAGCACAUGCUCUCAAAGCUCUUGGCAACAUAGGUGAAUCUAACAAGCACAUAGAGAGUGCUGUACUGUGGGCUCUAAGGUUUGAGUCCCAGGCUGGUGUGCGGGCAGAGGCUUGUCAGACGAUGAUCAAACUAUCCAUGAAGGAUCCCGAGAUCCCCGCUCUGCUCCAAGAAAAACUCCUGGUGGAGCCGGAUCAGGUGGUCAGAGAGCAACUUGUAAUAGCCCUGGAAUCGUUUGGAGUGAGUGCCACUGGUGAUAUGGAGAUGGUUCAACAGAUCAAAGAUGAAGUGAGACGUCUAUGCACACGCUAUAAUAUCGCUGCUAAGAUCACUCUCAACGAAGAGAGAGAGGACCUUGCACACCAGCACAAACGCUUCUUUGAUUCUUCACCCGCGCCCAGUGAACUUGUGAAAUCUGAUGUGUAUGUGCCCAGUCCAUCUACAACACGCCCCUCUACCAAGCACAGUACACGGACUAUCACCCCAUCCAUCUACAUCAGUAUCGAUGAUGACUAUCGGCCUGGAGCUGAGACUCCAGAAGUUGAUCUUCCAAAGACACCGGGAAGCACCUUCGCUACCGAUCUCAUGGGUAACCGACUCAGUCCCGCACAGCAAGGCAGUCGCCCUAACACCGGUAACACCCUAAGCAGAACCACACCCGCAGUGACUCCCACGGGCGUGGUUAGGACCACGUCGGCCGGAAGACGUACUCCUGAGGAGCGGCUGAACAAGCUGAUUGAGGUUUAUGAGGGAAGUGCAUCCUUGGCCCAGUACCAGGAGUUUAAACAAGGAGAUCUGGGUGUCAUGGACGAUGGGAAUGUGCGGAAGCUGUCCCAGAUACCGGAAGCACCGACGGAGGAGGUUUCUGGCGACAUCACCGGUCAGAGCAAAGUGUUGGAGGAGGAUGAAGGGAGCAAUGAUGUUUUCCACUCUGAUGUGGUGGAAUCACGUCUUGAUCAGACGGUGAUGGACAAUGUGGAUGUUCCUCUGAUGGGUGGUGAGGUCAUGAUACCAUACCCUCGGAAGAACCGCUGGAAAAACAGCGCUAAGGAGAAGCAGGAGAAUGAUGACGAUGAUGAUGAAGAGGAGGACAGCGAGGAAUACGAGAUGGACGAUGACUUGGAGGACGAUGAGGAAGAAGAGCUGAAGAAGUCAAUCCUUCGUCCGACUCCUGAACCAGGGUCGGUCAGUCGUAUGACGUCAGGGACUCGUAAAGAUGACUCAAGACCACCUUCUAACUGAACGCAUCCUCAAUCAACAUUGGUGACUCACUAACUUAGGAUGAUAUGUCUCUAGCUCACCAAUUGUCAUCUACUAUUCAAACUGAAGUCAAUAUGUAGUCUUUACUUAGUCUAUUUUUUGAAGGUGGGUGUCCAUGUGGGAGAUUUUCUGGAUCAAGAUCACCUUCAAACUGAAUCAAACCAUCUUCCAAAAAAUUAAUGACUUUUGAUAUCUCUAACCCACCAGCUAUCAUGUACUUUUUUAACCUAACAUUAGUCUAUCUUGAUGAGUCUAUUGUUUUGAAGUGGUUUUUCUGAAUGUGGGUUUUCUGUCAACCUUAUUGCAGAGGAAAUAUGAAAUCUAAAAAAACAUCUAGUGAUCAAAUAUGAGUAUUAUAGAGCAAACUUGAGUGAACAUAUUGGACAAAUUGUCAAUAUCAGGGAGCAUUUUGUAAAAAGACAUUUUCUGGUGUGUUUAUAGGAAUAAUAUAUAGUUUACAAGUGGAAUAUGAAAUUUGAUGUGUGAACCAUGCCGGCCUUUGAAUCAAUGAUGUUUCAAACAAUUAUGCAAACGUAAUCUCAGUGUACUAAUCACUUCCGUCCAUGGUUCUUGAACUGAUCAAAAUCUCAUCUUGAAAAUAGUAUUCAUGAAGUCAUUAUGCAAAUCUAGCAUUAUCAUUAAAUGUGAACCAUAGUACAGUAUGAAUCAUAACUUGUAAGUUCUUGCUUGUCUUCCUUUGACUUUGUGCAGACAUCUAUGGAUAUAUAUUUUAGGGGAAUAAACUCAAGAAAUUGAAUUUCAUGUUGACACUCUGACCAUGUUUACAAAUGUCUGGUGCAAGUUGGCGGAAUAUACAGUCCAAAUUUAUUGUCUUUAAAUUUGUGGACAAAGAAACAGAUCUAUCCAUAACAGACAUCAUGAACUGUGAAGUAAGAUACAUUGAAACUUUAAAGAGGCACCAUGAUUAUUUUGUCUGAUGAAAUUUGAUUAGUUACAUUGUUUUCAACUCCAGUGUACAUAAUUGGUAGCAACGGCACAUUUCUAUGACUUUUCAAAAUGGA
Strongylocentrotus purpuratus (purple sea urchin) is the source of this 4878-nucleotide messenger RNA. It is a transcript of the gene heatr4, whose product is annotated as HEAT repeat-containing protein 4. The record is from RefSeq and is a predicted model, not a curated record. Bases 89 to 3838 code for a protein of 1249 amino acids. NCBI's taxonomy places the organism in Eukaryota, Metazoa, Echinodermata, Echinoidea, Camarodonta, Strongylocentrotidae. The transcript is spliced from 14 exons. Gene Ontology annotation, biological process: peptidyl-hypusine biosynthetic process. Gene Ontology annotation, molecular function: deoxyhypusine monooxygenase activity.